AUGGAAUUAACGCGAGAAAAUGUUCGUGCGAUGAUUUAUCACAACUUUCGGCGUGGAUUAUCAGAACAAGAGUGUAUUGAUCAACUUACUCCCACAUUCGGUGAUACAAAUCCAUCUUUUACCACUGUGAAACACUGCUACUGGUACAAUGAUUUCAAUCGUGGCUGCAGCUCGCUCACGCAGUUUGAACGAAGUUUACGAAAUUCAGGAAGAUCGUCCAAAUUCAGUUGUUCAGUUGUUCUGACAGAAAACAUUGAUGUUCUGCAAAAACUGAUACUUGUAAUGCAAGAUCGUCAUGUGACAUACUGUGAGAUUGAGGCAUUGAUAAACUCUAGGCAUUAG
Molecule: messenger RNA, 342 nt
Organism: Teleopsis dalmanni
Lineage: Eukaryota; Metazoa; Arthropoda; Insecta; Diptera; Diopsidae
Exons: 1
Coding region: 1-342 (113 amino acids)
Source: RefSeq, a predicted model, not a curated record